UCGUCUCAAAGCUGAGGCUCGAUCGGGUGGCUGUGCAAGGGACAUGGAAGAAUCCAUGCUAACGACGAUUAUCCGUAGACUCCGACCAAUCCAGCCGUGACGCUAUGACGGAAUAUAAAUCAUCUUCCUUUUCCUCCUCUUCGUCCUCGCAAACCUCUUUUCGCAGAGUACUAAAAGCACCCGGCCGUCCUAUCGCUGUACGGACCGAAUAUGUCACAGAUUCAAGGACACUUUUGGUUGUGAGACCGCAAGGUGACAGGCAGUCUUCAAGAGCGUAUAAGAUUGAGGAUAGCGAUGGGGUGACCUUGUUCACUGCGACGGGUCGUAAAUUCAGUGUUCGCGCCUGUCGCGAAUUCUGGGAUGCUUCUGGACUGCCUCUGUUCGAGCUGCAUAGGAAGAUUUCGCUCAAGAAUACAUGGUCUGUCACGCUACCAGGAAGCAAGCAUGCAAAUAUAGCCACAGCCAGCGCAGGAUGGUCUCUCGGUGACUUCAAGAUUACUUUCCAGAAUAGAGCAGCCGUUGAGUCGAAAAAGGAGGAGGAAAAAAUACUCACGUUAGAGGUUGAAAAGUAUGGGAACGCUCUAGCUUCAUUCGAUGUCGUGGAUGGGGACAGGAAAGUCGCCGAGAUUCGCGAAAGUAUACCUCACAAUGAGAAAUUGGCCUUGCUGCCGAGUUCGAAGAAGGGCUAUCGACCUGUUCUGGAUGUGACCGUUCUACCAGGAGUAGACUUGUCUCUUAUCGCAAUCAUUACAGUUAUGGCGUCGGACUGGGUGUUUAGCUCGAACUACUAGAUCGUCCCUCAACAAGCCGUCCAAACCAUUCGCGGUCUUCUUUGAACCGUCAUGAUGCUCACGAACCCAGACGCGGAUUGGUCUGGGAUCGCUG
This is a messenger RNA of Aspergillus novofumigatus IBT 16806, 885 nucleotides long. RefSeq lists its product as uncharacterized. NCBI's taxonomy places the organism in Eukaryota, Fungi, Ascomycota, Eurotiomycetes, Eurotiales, Aspergillaceae. The transcript has 3 exons. The record is from RefSeq and is a predicted model, not a curated record. Bases 105 to 791 code for a protein of 228 amino acids.